Messenger RNA from Eimeria necatrix, 3864 nucleotides. Its product is annotated as DNA mismatch repair protein, putative. The transcript has 8 exons. Lineage: Eukaryota; Apicomplexa; Conoidasida; Eucoccidiorida; Eimeriidae. The coding region runs from base 1 to 3864 and encodes 1287 amino acids. Gene Ontology annotation, molecular function: ATP-dependent DNA damage sensor activity; ATP hydrolysis activity; ATP binding. The record is from RefSeq and is a predicted model, not a curated record. Gene Ontology annotation, cellular component: MutLalpha complex. Gene Ontology annotation, biological process: mismatch repair.
AUGUGGGACCCCGAGGAGAUCGUCGAAGCAGCAGCAGCAGUGGACGCAGCAGCAAACCGCGACUCAGUGGAAGCAGCAACAAAGGCGUAUGAGGCUAAAGCAGCAGCAGUUGAGGAGGAUGCUGCAGCAACACAAGCUGCAUCUGCUCCCGCUGCAGCCGCAGCAGAAGCAGCAGCAGCAACAGCAGCAGCGGGAGAGGGUGGGCCGCCUUCAUCCUGCCAGCCCUCAUUUGCUGAUUUUUCGAGCCCUUCCUUGGACGCUGCGCUGCCGGCUGCAGGCGCAGCAGCCCGCGGAGCAGCAGAAAAGGCAGCAGCAGCAGCAGCAGCAGCAGCAGCGGGUGGCCGCAUCCGUUUGCUGCCGGAUGACGUGGUGCGGCGCAUAGCAGCAGGAGAGGUGGUGACGCGGCCUUCUGCUGCUCUGAAGGAGCUGCUGGAGAACAGCUUGGACGCGGGGGCCCUUCGGGUGUCUGUACACUGCGUGGGGGGCGGGCUGCGGCUGCUGCAGGUGGCGGACGACGGCUGCGGAAUUGCUGCAGCAGACCUGCCGCUGCUGUGCGCCCGGCACUGCACCAGCAAGCUGCAGCAGCUGCAGCAGCUGCAGCACCUGCAGUCCUUUGGCUUCAGGGGAGAGGCCUUAGCAGCACUUUCUCUCGUUUCGAAGCUGUCGGUGUCAACGAAGGAGGUGGGGGCCCCCCACGGGCUGAGCUGUACGUACACCGCAGGGGUCCUCGCUGAAGACCCCACACCGCUCGCCAGAGCUCGAGGCACAACAAUAAAAGCAACAGAUUUAUUUUAUUGUCUUCCUGCGCGUCGGCGGGUCUUUCUGUCGUCUGCUGUGGCGGGGGGCGGCGCAGGCGCAGCAGCAGCAGCAGCAGCAGCAGCAGCAGGAACAGAUGAGUACUUGAAAUGCCUGCAGGUCGUUGGCCGCUACGCCCUCAACAACCCCCACGUUGCUUUCGUUAUGAGGAGGCAGCAGCAGCAGCUGCCAGACAUCAACACAACAGCAUUUGGGCUUUCAGAGGCCAGGAAGCUGCUGCAGCAGCACAGAAAACAGCAGCAGCCGCAGGAAGGCGACAGCAGCAGCAGCAGCAGCGGCGAGUUGACCUGCAGCUGCUGCUGCACAGAGGAUAAAGAAAGAGUGCCUACUGCUGCAGAGCUGCGGCUGCUGCGGGGAAUUGCGCUGCUGCAGGGGGGAGGGCUCAGAGUAAUUGAAAAGAUUCAUGGGGAAGCCACCAGCAGCACUUUGCUGCCUAUACACCUCAAGGGGCGGCUUCCUGUAGCAGCUCUGAACUUCCUUCGCAGCGGGGAGCAGCAGGAGCAGCAGCAGCAGCAAGAAUGCCAGCAGCAGCAGCCGGCGAGCGAAGGCGAAGCGGCUGCAGAAGCUGCUGCAGAGAGUGGUAGCGGAGACAGCAGCAGCAGCAGCAGCAGCGAAAGUGUUUGUCCAUUAUUGCGCGAGUUGGCCUCCCUGUUCGGGGAGCAGCAGGAGGAGCAGCAGCAGCAAGAAUGCCAGCAGCAGCAGCCGGCGAGCGAAGGCGAAGCGACUGCAGAAGCUGCUGCAGAGAGUGGUAGCGGAGACAGCAGCAGCAGCAGCAGCAGCAGCGAAAGUGUUUGUCCAUUAUUGCGCGAGUUGGCCUCCCUGUUGUUUGCUGCAGCUGAUGGCUCUGCUGGUGCUGCUGCAGCGGGUGCGCCUGCAGCAGCGGGUGCGUCUGCUGCUGCAGUAGCAGCAGCAGCUGCUGCUGAGUUAUAUUUGACAGAUAUUAAUGAGGGCGAAUGGCGAGUCUCAGGCCUUGUUUCUGCAGCUAACAGAGGACAAAAGAAAGCGUCAUUUUGCUUCUUUAUUAACUCCAGGCUUGUUGACUGCCCUGCGCUCAAGCGCUGCGUCGACGGGGUUUACGGGCAGCUAAUGCCGAAGGGCCAGAGGCCGUGGGUAUAUUUGUCUCUAGAGCUGCCUUCGCCUCUGGUAGAUGUUAAUGUGCAUCCCAGCAAAAGCCAAGUUCGUUUUCUGCACGAGGAAGUCAUUGCUGAGGCCAUAGCUCAGGCCCUCAUGGCUCGCGACAACUGUUCUGCCGGAGUGCUGCCCGGGUUGUCUUGCUUGCUGUUCUUUUGUUUGGCCGUCAAUGGGGCUUCUGCCGUCGACACCUUUUAUCUGCUGCUGCUGCUGCAGGAGAUGCUCAGCGGGCAAACAUCCUCAAAAGCCUUGCUGUUGCAGGAGCCGGCCGUUGCUGAAUCUAAGCUAAAGCAGCAGCACCUCGUGCUUGUGUCUACUGACAGUAAGACGCAGGAGCAACCGGAAGGAGAUACCACGAAUAAACGCAGAAGCAGCGGAAGCAGCAGCAGCAGCAGCAGCAGCAGCAAGCCUGCUCUGAAGCCCACUCGAACGAGAACAGACGCUCGACAGCUUCCCCUGAGCGCCUUCUGGCAGCACAGCUUCCAUUCGCAGAAGGCACAGCCGCUGGGGCAGCAGGAGCAGCAGCUAAUUCCGUGUAGCAGCAUCAGCAACGCCACGGCUGCUGCACCGUUGCAGGAAGGUCCGGGAGACCAAGUGCAGCUGCCCGAUGAGCAGCAGCAGCAGCAGCAGCAGCUGGAGCAAGACUCUUCUGAUGGCAUGCCAUCGCAACACCCGGAGCAGCAGCAAGAGCAUCAGCAGCAAGAGCAGCAGCAGCAAGGGCAUCAGCAGCAAGAGCAGCAGCAGCAAGAGCAUCAGCAGCACGAGCAUCAGCAGCAAGAGCAGCAGCAGCCAGAGCAGAGCCCUGCUGCCGCAGAACCAGCAGCAACACAAGCAAGCAGCCAGCCGCAGUCAGUGCUGCGGCUGUUUGAUGAGAGAUCCAAUGGUGGACACGUUCUAGACAGGGUUGCCCCCUGCAGCAGCAGCAGCAGCUCACGGACAGACGCGGGGCGGCUUCGGAGCGUCCGGCAGCUGCUGAAGCGCUGCGCAGCAGCAGCCGGAGUGGAGGCCGCAGACAGCAGCAGCAGCAACCGAGAUAGCGCGACGGCCCUGCAGGGCUGCACAUACGUGGGGGCAGUCAACUCCAAGAUGGCGUUGCUGCAGAAGGGAGAAAGUCUUCUUCUCGUGAAUCUCCCGGCCGUGGCAAGAGAGUGUGUCUACCAGUCUGUUCUACGGCGGCUAGGCAGGCUGCCCGUGGUCAGGCUGCAGGUGCCCUCGAAGCUAGAAGCAGCUCUCUGUGCUGCCCUUAGGGAGCAGCAGUACCAAAACGAGUCAGAGCCGCAGCAGCAGCAGCAGCAGCAGCAGCGGGAAACGGCUCGGCAGCACUGCGCAGUGCUGCUGCAGCGCCGCGCGCUGCUGGCAGAUUACUUCGGUCUCGUGCUGACACGAGAUGGCUGCCUCGUGGGGCUGCCUCUCUGCUGCGGCCGCCAUUUGCCCUCGCCUCUGCUGCUGUGCUCCUUGCUGCUGCGGCUAGCCACAGAGGUAGACUGGUCCGAAGAAGUUGCGUGCCUCCACGGCAUCGCGCUCUUGCUGGCAGAGGCGUACACCACAGUGGACGAAUCUUCUGCUGCAGUUCCAGCAGAAGCUGCUGCUGCUGCUGAAGAGGCUUCUGCGGAGUCAAACGAGCACGCCAGGCUGCAGCAGCAGCAAAAGCAGGAUCAAAGCAACAGCAGCAGCAACACACUGCUGUUGCAGCAAAAAGCGUGCCUUCGGGAGGAGGCUGCAACGCAGCGGGAUUGCAGCGAUAUCGACAAGCAAAUGGCUGCUAGCCCAGAGACCCGGCGGAUGUUCAGCAAUGUGCUCAUGCCUGCCCUUCGUUUCUACUGGAAAGCCUACAUCCCCAAUUGCUUUUUCUCAGACGGCACUGUUAAGGAGCUAACAAACCUUAAGGCGCUCUACAGGGUAUUUGAGCGCUGCUGA